This is a messenger RNA of Dioscorea cayenensis subsp. rotundata (Guinea yam), 1057 nucleotides long. RefSeq names its product xyloglucan endotransglucosylase/hydrolase protein 24-like. Gene Ontology annotation, biological process: carbohydrate metabolic process. The coding region runs from base 41 to 631 and encodes 196 amino acids. The transcript is spliced from 3 exons. NCBI's taxonomy places the organism in Eukaryota, Viridiplantae, Streptophyta, Magnoliopsida, Dioscoreales, Dioscoreaceae. The record is from RefSeq and is a predicted model, not a curated record. Gene Ontology annotation, molecular function: hydrolase activity, hydrolyzing O-glycosyl compounds.
UUAGGACUGCUACAAUCCUAAUUAGCAGAAAAAAACGAAAAUGUCUGUGUCAUUCUUUGUGCUUCAGUUGAUAUCUCUGGUGGUGAUUGUGCUAGCAGACUUCAACACAGAGAUGAACAUAACAUGGGGUGAUGGCCGUGCAACCAUCUCCAACGAUGGCCUCAAUUUGCACCUGUCCAUGGACCAAACCUCUGGCUCUGGUUGCAAUUCCAAAGCUACUUAUCUCUAUGGAAGGUUUGAUGUGCAGAUGCAACUCAUCAAGGGUGACUCUGCUGGCACUGUCACAACAUUCUAUCUUUCUUCAGACCAAGCAGCUCAUGAUGAAGUGGACAUGGAGUUCCUGGGCAAUCUUGAUGGAAAGCCUUACACAUUGAGCACCAAUGUCUACACCAAAGGGAAGGGACGCAGAGAACAAAAGUUCCACCUCUGGUUUGAUCCAACUGCAGACUUUCACCACUACGCCAUUCUCUGGACCCCUACACAGAUCAUAUUAUUCGUUGAUGGAAUACCAGUUAGAGGUUUUGCAAGAGGCACAGCACAGCUGCCUUAUGUCGACAAGGCCAUGACACUGCACACGACCCUGUGGGAUGGAUCAAGCUGGGCAACCGAUGGCGGGAAAGAGAAAAGUUGACUGGGAGCAAAGCUCCAUUCAAUGCGUAUUAUCGGAACCUGAAAAUACAAGCUUGUUUCCCCACUGCCAAUGGUAGUUUUACUUGUGGAAAUGAUGCAGCUUCAUGGAUAGCUCAAAAUCUCACAGCUGCGGAGGUGGCCUUCAUGGAUAAAGCUCGUGGCACAUUCAUGACAUACAACUACUGCACCGACCCCACGAACAAGGGCAACAGUACUGUACAAAAUGAAUGCUCAAGGGAACUCUAAUAACAUCCUGCCUGACAAUAUUGCUCUAUUGCUCUUCUACUAACUGCAGAAUAAGCGCAAGGAGAUCUUGUUAUAUGUAUAUAUAUAUACAUGCUCUUGUACAUCCUCAUUACUGAAAUCAAAGAACAAUUGAUGAUUAUUAAUGAAUGGCACUCUGCAAAAGAGAAACUGUAUUUGAGAA